Molecule: messenger RNA, 531 nt
Organism: Castor canadensis (American beaver)
Lineage: Eukaryota; Metazoa; Chordata; Mammalia; Rodentia; Castoridae
Source: RefSeq, a predicted model, not a curated record
AGACCAUAUCAUAUUCGCUCCAGUACUUCCAGCAAGGAAAUUGUGCACAUGUUUGCAACAGCUAUUGUGACUUAUCCUUCAGCUUGGUCACAGGAAAUGGUGUCCCUUCUUAAGAAGCUACUUGAACCUAAUCCAGACCAACGGUUUUCUCACUUGACUGACAUUCAGAACUUCCCAUACAUGAAUGAUAUGAAUUGGGAUGCAGUUUUGCAGAAGAGGCUUAUUCCAGGUUUUAUUCCUAAUAAAGGCAGGCUGAAUUGUGACCCCACCUUUGAACUUGAAGAAAUGAUUUUAGAAUCCAAACCUCUCCACAAGAAAAAGAAGCGUCUGGCAAAGAAGGAGAAGGAGAUGAGGAAAUGUGACUCCUCUCAGACAUAUCUCCUUCAAGAGCAUCUUGCAUCUGUCCAGAAGGAGUUUAUAAUUUUCAACAGAGAAAAAGUAAAAAGAGACUUUAAUCAAAGGCAAGCAAACGUAGCCUUAGAACAACCCAAAAACCCACAGGAAGAGGAUGGCCAGAAUAACAACCUGUGA